CACAACUCUUGUUCGCAACCUCAAGGAGAUUCUGGAAGCAUAGGAGGCGGUGGAGGUAGGGUUGAAUAAGACCCACCGAUUUAGGCCAUUUCCGCACGUAACCCCGUCGUCGAUCGUCUCUCCGCGAACGCGGCCUAAACCCUAUUCUGUAUCCAAAUCCAACCUGAAAGCGAUGCCUGGUUUAACCUGCAACGCCUGCAACAAAGAGUUCCAUGACGAAGCGGAUCAGAAGCUCCAUUACAAGUCAGAGUGGCACCGUUACAACCUCAAACGCAAGGUGGCGGGAGUGCCAGGUGUGACAGAAGCACUUUUCCUUGCUCGACAGGCUGCCCUUGCAGAAGAGAAGAAAAAGUCUGAGACCCCCAUGCUAUAUAGAUGUGGCGUGUGUAGUAAAGAGUACCGCAGUGCCAAGGCUCAUUCUCAACAUUUGGAAUCAAAGAGCCAUUUGUUCAGAGCUUCUCAAAUGUCAAAUCACAAUACUGAAAGCAAUGUUAUAAUCAGACCGCUUCAACACCCAAAUUUGGGUAAAUCCACUCAGCGGAUAGAGAAGGAAGAUAUCAAUGAAAGCGAUGAGAGUGAGUGGGAGGAGGUUGAUCCCAUGGAAGAGGAGUCUCUGAUGCAUACCUCAAAUGGCAACAUGGAAGAGGAAGAUAUGGAUGAGGAUGACUUGAGUGAAGAGCUGGAUCCAUCUUGUUGCUUCAUGUGUGAUUUAAAGCUUAGAACAAUAGAGAAGUGCAUGGUUCACAUGCACAAACAGCAUGGGUUCUUUAUUCCUGAUGUUGAGUAUUUGAAGGACCCUAAAGGCUUUUUAACCUAUGUUGGUCUCAAGGUCAGGAGAGAUUAUUUGUGUCUCUAUUGCAAUGAAAGGUGCCAUCCUUUCAGCAGCUUAGAAGCAGUCAGGAAUCAUAUGGAAGCAAAAAGCCAUUGUAAGGUGCACUAUGGUGAUGGUGGUGAUGACGAAGAAGCAGACUUGGAAGAAUUUUAUGAUUACACCAGCAGCUACGUGGAUGCCAAUGGGAAAGAGCUGGUUGUGUUAGAUGACACCAGUAAUGGAGUUGAGCUCAGUACUGGUGGAGCAGAGCUAAUAAUCAAGAAAAGAACAGAGAAUGGAGUCUCUACCAAAACACUUGGAUCUAGAGAAUUUCUGCGCUAUUACCGCCAGAAACUCAGGCCCAGCCGGGAUGGCGAUAUCGCUCUUACCGCUGCAUUAGCUUCCAGGUAUAGAAGCUUGGGGCUAGCAACUGUGCAGUCGAGAGAGAACAUGGUUCAGAUGAAGUUGCUGAAGGCCAUGAACAGAUCUGGUCCGGAGGUCAUGCGCACUAAGAUUGGUAUCAGAAACAAUGUCAUCCGAGUCCUCCCCAAGAACGUACCCUACUAAACCUCAGAGAUGUAUUGCAUUUUCAUGCAAGUCACACUCGUUCUUUGUGUUUGUCAAGUGAGCUGAACGACUUUCCUGACUAUGAAACUCGAACCUUUGAUGGCUUUUAUCCAGUAUGUGUGCUGCUGCACCUGUCCAUGAAAGUUGCUACAUAUUGAAUUCUCGUUAUAUUUUGUUAUUUACCAAUUUACCAGCUAUAACCGGCGAAUCCGUGGUACUCCUUUGCAUCUUCAUUUUCACAAAAUUACUGUUUUGUAUAUCACAAACCACACCCUCCAGCGUCUCUAUUGCGAUGAAAGGUGUCAUCCUUUCGUCUCAUAACAACUUCUAUUGCAACGAAAGGUGCCAUCCUUUUAAAGGGUAUUCUUGCAAGUGAGAAGUUGUUAUGUGGGACGAAAGGAAAAAAAUUUGUUUUUCACGGAGUUCAAGAAAAUACGGAGUAUAAAUGAGUGUGGUUGAG
Molecule: messenger RNA, 1838 nt
Organism: Cuscuta campestris
Lineage: Eukaryota; Viridiplantae; Streptophyta; Magnoliopsida; Solanales; Convolvulaceae
Source: the annotation of a GenBank genome assembly